GCAGUGUUAGAGCAGCGACUGACAGACAGACAGACAGACAGACAGACAGGAGCGGAGUGAAGCAGCAUCCAGCAUCAGCAGCUCUGCAGGAGGGGACCGAGGCUUAAAGAGAAGAGGACACUGCAAUGUUUUACAUCACUCCAUGAGCCAAAAACUGAAUUGAAAUGUUUCAAGUGCUGAACUGAGUAGAAUAAAAUACGUUGCCAUUUACAAAACAAAGCAUCAUCCAUUAAUUUGACUGUGUUCCUCUCUUGAAACAUGGCGUUAGUGUUGCCUUUCCUGCUACUGCUUCUGCCAAGUCCUGCCCUCUCCAGUCAACAUCUGCAGGCAGGAGCUCAGCGUGUCUCCAGAGACAUCCAACCCCAGCCUUUUAAACUUGUUAUUUCGGACACAUGUGCACAAGAUGGGGCCAAAGAGAGAGAGAUAGACUGGAAUCCUGAUUCUCCUCUGGUCUUGACCCAUCAGAUCCGUCUGGUGCCAGGGUCAGGAUCAGCUUGUGGUCAGUGUAAGCAGGACUUUGCAGCCUUGCAUGAGCGUAUUGAAAGACUGGAGAAGGAGGUGUCGGAUCUGAGGGAGAAAUGUGGAGGUCCAGAAGGAUGCUGUAGCUCCCAGCAGAGCAAAGGUGCGGUCUGUACCACCAUUCGUCCCACUAUCGAUGAGUGUCCGGAUGACUGCAGUGACCAGGGUCGCUGUGUAGAUGGCAAAUGUGUGUGUUUCACAGGAUUCAGUGGGCCUGACUGCAGCGUGGCUGACUGCCCUGAUGACUGCAGCAGCCGGGGCAGAUGUGUGAACGGCCAGUGUGUGUGUGACCCAGGCUUUACCGGCCCAGACUGCUCCUCCAGCACAUGUCCUGAUAACUGCAACGACAGGGGCCGCUGCGUGAACGGCAGAUGUGUGUGUGACAGAGGCUUCACCGGGUCUGACUGCAGGACACAGAGCUGCCCAGACAACUGUAACAACCGAGGCCGCUGUGUGAACGGACAGUGUGUGUGUGACUCAGGAUUCACUGGUCAGGACUGCUCUGAGAUAUCCUGCCCGGGAAACUGUAAUGGCAGAGGCCGCUGUGUGAACGGACAGUGUGUGUGUGACUCAGGAUUCACUGGUCAGGACUGCUCUGAGAUAUCCUGCCCGGGAAACUGUAAUGGCAGGGGCCGCUGUGUGAACGGACAGUGUGUGUGCGAUCCUGGCUUCUCUGGGCCAGACUGCUCUGAAGAAACAUGUCCAGAGGACUGUAAUGAUCGUGGACAGUGUGUAAACGGGAAGUGUGUGUGUAAGAGCGGCUUUACGGGUCCCAACUGCUCGUCCAGAUCUUGUCCUGAAGACUGCAGUGACCACGGCAGAUGUGUUGACGGCCGGUGCGUGUGUGAUGGCGGGUUUACAGGACCAGACUGUUCGUCCAAGGCUUGUCCCAAUGACUGCAAUAACAAAGGCAGAUGUGUUGAUGGAAAAUGUGUCUGUGAUGUGGGCUUCUACGGUCAGGACUGCUCCAUCAAAACCUGCCCCAACAAAUGCAGUAACAAGGGCCGCUGCGUGAGGGGCCGCUGUGUGUGUCGCCGGGGUUUCUCGGGGCCUGACUGCAGCAAAUGUCAGUCUGGGUUCACAGGGGAAAACUGUGACACUGCACUGGCGGGCGUCUCGGGUCUCAGUACCAGGGACAUCACGGAGUCAUCUGUAACUCUGUCCUGGACUCCACCUGCCGUGGAGUACGACACCUACCACAUCUCCUUCUCCAGCAGGAAAGAAACAGAUCAGAAAAUAAGCUCCAAAAUCAGUGGCAGACUGAGCAGCUACACUCAGACUGGAUUGGCUGCUGGGCAGGAGUACACAGUGAGCAUCACUGGAGAGAAAGAUGGCAUUUUUGGAACAGAGAGCACAGCCGAAUUUACCACAUUGAUUUCUGGACCAAAAGACUUCCAAGUUGUGAAGACAACCACUACAUCAGUCACUGUCCAAUGGGAAAAGGCACAGGGGGAGAUUGACAGGUAUGUCCUCUCCGUUGCACCCAAUCAGACAGAUGGAUCAAGCAGACUUCCAGAGAUGCACCUGCUGCCAGAGACAGAUUCAGCCCAGAUCAACAGUUUGGAGCCAGGCCGCUUGUAUGACAUCUCAUUAGUGACGGAGAAAGAUAGCCUCCGGAGCCUACCAGCAACCGUACAGGCAACUCCCGGCCCUGAGCCUCCAUCCAAUCUUGCUUUCAGCGAUGUGACUGACAGCUCUUUCAUGGUGUCCUGGACCAAACCGAAGAGCAAGGUGUCUGGAUUCAAGAUUACAUACACUCAUGUGCAAGAAGGUGAGCCGAUCUCUGUUAGUGUGGACUCAGAAACUCUCCAGCUUUCUCUCUCACGGAUGUCUCCGGGCUCCACCUAUGAGGUCCAUGUGAUGUCUGUACUUGGACAAGACGAAAGUGACUCCAUCCAGGAUACUGUAACCACUUUGCCCGACCCACCAACAGACCUGAGAGCCAUAAACGUCACAGACAGUAAAGUGCUGUUGCUGUGGAGACCCGCCUUGGCAGCUGUCGACCACUAUGUCAUUGUGUAUAGUUCUGAGGAAGCUCCUGGGUCUGGAAGAACCGUCAGAGUGUCUGGCAACGCUGCAGAAGAGCAGCUGCAGGCGCUGCAGUCCUCCACACGCUACAGAGUGAGCGUUCACAGCCAGCUGGCAGACCUGAGCAGCUCCAGAGCAACCACAGCCUUCACAACAUCCAGCGGUAAAAAAAUGGAUGGUCCUCGUGAUCUCAAAGCCAGUCAGGUUACUCCUCGUACUGCGCUGCUGUCUUGGAAACCACCUGUAUCAACCAUCAGCAGUUACAAGCUCAGCUAUCACACGGAUGGCCAGGACAUUCAGGAAGAGAAUCUUGGCCCCAUGGUCAAGGAGUUCAAGUUAACCAGACUGUACCCAUCGUCAACAUACACAGCUCACCUGCAGGCAGAGCGGGACGGCCUGUACACAAGCAGCGUUUCCACAGACUUCACCACCGGGACCCUGCGGUUCCCCUUUCCCACUGACUGUUCCCAGGAGAGGCAGAACGGAGCCCUGCAGUCGGGUGUCGUGGAGGUGUUUCCACAGGGCCGGGGAGGGAAGCCACUGAUGGUUUACUGUGACAUGGAGACUGAUGGAGGAGGCUGGACGGUUUUUCAGCGAAGAAAGGAUGGGAAGACGAACUUCUUCAGGAGCUGGCGUGAAUAUAGCAGUGGAUUUGGAGCGCUGGAUGGGGAAUUCUGGCUUGGAAAUGAGCAGCUUCAUAACUUCACUAAGAUGAGUCCAAUGACCCUGAGAGUAGACCUCAGAGCAGGAGACGAGACCGUUUACGCACACUAUUCCUCGUUCUCUGUCGAAAGUGUGAAAAAACACUACACCAUCAGAGUGUCUGGAUAUUCUGGCACAGCCGGUGACUCACUGACGUACCAUGACAGACGACCGUUCUCCACGCGGGACAGAGACUCUCAGCCGUUCAUAACGCGCUGUGCCAUGUCCUACAGAGGUGGCUGGUGGUAUAAGAACUGCCACGAGGCCAAUCUCAAUGGCCUCUAUAACACAAACACCAACCACCAGGGAGUGAUCUGGACAGAGUGGAAAGGCAAAGAUUUCUCCAUUCCUUUCACUGAGAUGAAAUUCCGCCCAGUCUCGUUCAGGCCCUGAACUCAAGGAGAAACACAUUAGUGCAGGAGAGCUGGGAUGCCCUAAACCUAAACACACCAUCAUUGAAAAGCAAGUAUCAUUACACCGUGUAUAACCACACAAUCAGUCUACAUAAUUACAUCUAUCUACUUACUCCAACUGAAUUAUAUCAAGGCCAAAAAGGCUGUUUAUCUGUAGUCUAUAUGUAGGAUUGUACAGUGUUUGGAUUCUUUGUGCCCUGUGCAUUGUGACACCCCACAGCAUUACCAAUUUUAUGCACUGCCUUCUUCUCUACAAUGAAGCUGUGGACUAGGUGUCACAUAUAUAAGCUACUACUAUUAAGAGUGUGAUCUUUGUAUUCAUAUUGCUUUGUAUGUACCAUAUUUCAGUGUCUUGCAGAAAGAUUUCAUAAAAUUAAAGAACUUUAAGUUGG
Messenger RNA from Carassius auratus (goldfish), 4054 nucleotides. Its product is annotated as tenascin-like. The transcript is spliced from 17 exons. The record is from RefSeq and is a predicted model, not a curated record. Gene Ontology annotation, molecular function: protein binding. The coding region runs from base 259 to 3642 and encodes 1127 amino acids. NCBI's taxonomy places the organism in Eukaryota, Metazoa, Chordata, Actinopteri, Cypriniformes, Cyprinidae. Gene Ontology annotation, biological process: neuron projection development; regulation of cell adhesion.